Molecule: messenger RNA, 2152 nt
Organism: Ictalurus punctatus (channel catfish)
Lineage: Eukaryota; Metazoa; Chordata; Actinopteri; Siluriformes; Ictaluridae
Product: protein kinase C epsilon type
Exons: 2
Coding region: 67-1329 (420 amino acids)
Biological process (GO): protein phosphorylation
Molecular function (GO): protein serine/threonine kinase activity; ATP binding
Source: RefSeq, a predicted model, not a curated record
UUCGCGCUCGAGCAUUUACAGCUUUAUAUUUGUCUUCAUCUGCAUUUACAAGAGCACUGAUCUGCCAUGGGUAACUCGACGUCUUUUUUUCGUCCUUUGAGACUGAAAAAGAAGAACAAAGUGAAGCUGGGAGUAGAGGAGGGAGCGCACGCCGUCGGUGUGGAAAGUUUAUGGAGAUGGAAAACUCUGAAACAUCUAGAAGAGGAUCUCUCUGAGUCCGGCAUGUGUGACGGGGACAUAACAUCGCCCCUUGAUCACAUGGAGCGGGAAUUGAACGAGGGACAUUCUGAGGAGAGCCGACAGAACGAGGAGCUGCAACCUGAAGGAAAGAGCUUGGAGGACUUCAACCUCCUCAGCCUGCUUGGAAGGGGUGGAUACGGGAAGGUUUUUCUCUCUGAACUCAGAGGCACCGAUGAGCUGUAUGCGCUGAAAAUAAUAAAGAAAGACAGGAUUCUGGCAGAUAACACCAUUGACAACACGCUUAUGGAGAGACGCAUCCUGGUUCUGGCCAGCAAAAACCCGUACCUGACACACCUUUUCAGCUGCUUCCAGACCACCCAUUAUUUGUGCUUCGCCAUGGAAUAUGUGAAUGAAGGGAACCUUUCACAUCACAUACCAUGCCCAGGUGGCUUUGACGAACCCCGCUCCCAGUUUUAUGCUGCUGAGAUCUCCUGUGCCCUCAUGUUUCUACACCGCAACGAGAUCGUUCAUCGAGAUGUCAAACCCGAAAACAUCCUCUUGGACGCAGAUGGCCACUGCAAGCUUGCAGACUUUGGCAUAUGCAAAGAGGUCCUUCAAGAUGUCAAGAUGACAUUCUGUGGCUCGGAAAACUACGUGGCGCCUGAGAUGAUACAGGGACAGAAAUGCAGCACAUCGGUGGAUUGGUGGGCCCUGGGUGUGCUCAUGUACGAGAUGCUGACGGGCUGCAGGCCGUUUGACGACGAAGACUGGUUGAAGCUGUGUGAGUCCAUCAUCGAGGAUGAACCGGAGUACCCAUUAAGUCUCAGCAAAAACGCAGUCAGCAUCCUCAAAGCCUUCCUGAAGAAGGACCCCAAGACUCGUCUCGGCUGUGAGAAGUCGCGCUUCAGGAGGAAGGAGGAAGCUAUCAGAGUUCAUCCUUUCUUCAAAACAAUCAACUGGGUGCUUCUGGAGCAGAAGAAGAUUACGCCCCCUUUUAAACCCCUAAUAACAACAAAGACGGACGUGACUAACUUUAAAGAAGAGUUCACCCGUGAGGAGCUCACGCUCUCUCUAGUGAAUAACGCCAUCAUCGAGGACUUCAGCCAAAAGGAGUUUCAAGGCUUCUCCUACAUUAACGCCAUGGAGUAACUGCUGUGAAAGUAACAUGAAUUAGAUCAUGUUAUGGCUAAGAACUCCAAUGCAAAGUCAUUUCCAGCAGAGACUGAUGAGGAGACCAACACCUCACCAAAAUGGAUGGAAAACUUUAGGGGGAGGAGCCACAGUGCCAAAAACAGGUUUCCAAGGGGAUUCGAAGGGGCAUCAAGACUGAGACCAAACUGAAAGUGUAUUCGGCGGGCGUGGUGCCCACCCUCCUCUACGCUUGUGAGACCUGGACUGUCUACAGUCGACAUGCGAAAAAGCUGAACCACUUCCACCUGAAUUAUCUGCGGAAACUGUUGAAGAUAAGAUGGCAGGACAAAGUCCCAGACACCGAUGUCCUUCUACAGUCUAAGAGGACAUGUGUCUUGGUUUGAGUUUUUGUGUGCAUGAUUUGUUGAUUUGAAUUGUACAGUGAUGCACUUGAGAAGAUGGGUCUGAAGAGAAAAGUGACACCAAGUCAGAUCACAAAGAAAUGGGAGAAAGCAGAAGCAGCACUGUGCUGGAUUUUCUGGAGAACGAGGCAGAGAAAGAUGAACGAUCUCGUGCAACGAACGAACUAAUGACCUCCACCAGCAACAGGGUCCUUGACCUCUUUGAAGAAUUAAUAAAAAAAGAUUUAAACAUGAUCCUGGAGUAUUCGUUUUGUUCUGAAAUUGUUUUGUGAGACUUGAUAUUCCUUAAUAGAUGUUUUUAUUCCAAACACACUUGUCAGAUGCGUACCGUUCCGGACCGUGAAGGACGUUAAUAAGAAGUUAUAUUUAUCAUCAAAAUGGUUAAACUCUCCCAAAAGGAUGCCCAGAUGUACGUGUCG